This is a messenger RNA of Closterium sp. Yama58-4, 1170 nucleotides long. The record is from the annotation of a GenBank genome assembly. Lineage: Eukaryota; Viridiplantae; Streptophyta; Zygnematophyceae; Desmidiales; Closteriaceae.
AUGGUCGGUCGGCUUCUCCAUGAGGAAUCGCGUCGCCGACAAUUCGCUAAUGAGAGCGUGGAGACCGCCAUGUUCUCCGGAGGGAGUUCCGGAGGAAAGUCCAAGUGGAGCAAGGGUGUGACGAAAAAGUCGUACGGCGGAAGCGAUCGCGGCAAGGGGAACACAUCAGACGGCGCGAGAAAGUGCUACUAUUGCGGCAAAGCGGGACACUUUUGGCGAGAGUGUCGGAAGCGGCCGAGCGAUUGGACUCCAUCAAAGGCGCGGAACCACGAGGGCAACACGCACAUGGCAUCCGGCGAGGCGGAUGAUACAAGGGAGUCGAUCGUGUUAUUGGCCGGUGACGGGACCAACACUUCGAGCGACGCGUGGUUCCUCGACACCGGCGUAACGCAACACAUGACGCACUCGGCAUCAUUCCUCACCAACGUUGGUGCACCGCGGGACGUUAAACGCGUCGUCUUCGGGAACAACAAGUCGCUACCGGUGGUUGGAGUUGGGAGUACGCGUCUCAUCGUCGAUGGCGGACCGGUUGACAUCACGAAAGUGCUUCACGUCCCGGGAUUGAAGGUGAAUCUACUCUCCGUCACUCAACUCGCGAAGAAGGACGUGAAGGUCACCAUCGAUGGCGCGACGAUGAACCUCUUUUGGAAGGGGAAGCAAUUCGCACAAGGCGUUCUCAACGGAGAACUCUACCAACUCAAGACGCACCCGGGAGUGGCUUCAUCCAACGUGGCGCAAGGUUCCAAGGCGACUCUCAAGGCGUGGCAUAAUCGACUUGCUCAUGCCAACUACGACUCGGUCAAAAAGUUGGUCAACAAAGGACUUGCGAAGGGAGUCGACGUGAUCGCCGGCGACGACGAGAAGGGCGUGUGUGCGGCGUGUGUCGAAGGAAAAAUGGCUCGCAAGCCAUUUGGUAGCCGAACGUCACCCCUCGCUAAGGACCCGCUUGCAAUUGUUCACAUGGACGUGUGUGGACCGAUGCGGCAUGCAUCAAAGGGAGGAGCGCGGUUCCUCUUGGUGAUGCUCGACGACGCGACGCGGAUGUGUUGGACCCGACUCUUGAAGGCUAAGGGAGAUGCGGCCAAGGCGAUUCAAGAGUGGGCGCUCGAAGUUUGCGACGACGACAAGAAGCGGAUCAAGGUUAUUCGCACGGACGGUGGCGGCGAGUGA